AGUGAAACAACUGAAAGGAAGCGGAAGUGUCAAUUAAACGGAAGUGGUACUGCCCAGAAGAACAAGCCGAGGAGCGAGACGGAGGUCGUAGACUCCAACUAUACCUUUCGCGGAUAAAAGCAGGGGGAAAGGCCGUUAAUAAUCGUAAACAAUGGACAAGAGUGACCUGGUGCAGAAAGCCAAGCUCGCCGAACAGGCUGAGCGCUACGAUGACAUGGCGGCCGCCAUGAAGUCGGUGACAGAGCAGGGCACUGAGCUGUCUAACGAAGAACGCAACUUGCUGUCGGUGGCGUACAAAAACGUGGUGGGUGCCCGGCGCUCCUCCUGGCGUGUCAUCUCCAGCAUUGAACAGAAGACUGAGGGCAAUGAGAAGAAGCAGCAGAUGGCCAAGGAGUACCGCGAGAAGAUCGAGACCGAGCUGCAGGACAUCUGCAAUGACGUGCUGGGCCUUCUGGACAAAUACCUGAUUGCCAAUGCUAGUCAGGCUGAGAGCAAGGUGUUCUACCUGAAAAUGAAAGGAGAUUACUACAGAUACCUGUCUGAGGUUGCCUCUGGGGAUAAUAAGAAGGCCACGGUGGAUAACUCCCAGCUGGCGUAUCAGCAGGCGUUUGAGAUCAGCAAGAAGGAGAUGCAGCCUACACACCCCAUUCGCCUGGGUUUGGCUCUCAACUUCUCUGUCUUCUACUACGAGAUCCUCAACUCGCCUGAACAGGCCUGCAGCCUGGCUAAGGCCGCAUUUGAUGAAGCAAUUGCUGAGCUUGAUACCUUAAAUGAGGAUUCCUACAAAGACAGCACCUUGAUCAUGCAACUACUAAGGGACAACCUGACCCUGUGGACAUCAGAAAACCAGGGUGAUGAGGCGGACGCUGGAGAGGGGGAGAACUAAAGGCAGCGCCUAUCGUCCGACCACAUAUACACGCACACACACAAACACACACACACACACACACACUCUUCAUCUUAAGAAAAAAAUACACACAAACGGCUUCUUCCACUCCCACGCCCCCUACCAUCUACCCCCAUUUCCCACCCCAUCCCAAAAUGCCCCAGCCCUACUGUAUGACUAGCAGCAUGAGUUGUACCUGAGCUUACCACAGUCCUGCUCCUCCCGAGGUGCACUAACACAGUACAGGGGAGCGCUCACAGGGGAACAUGCACAUGUUAGCAGGGCCAGUCAUUUUCUUUGUGAAAUUUAAAUGUGGUUGUAUUAAGUAGUGAGUCCAUAUUCUUUGUGCGUGUAUGUUUGUGUGUGUGUGUGUGUGUGUGUGUUGGUGUGAAUGAGUGAGUGAAUGAGGAGGGAGAGGUGACACAAUAGUCUCCAUGUGCACGUGAAAGAGAGGUUGUGUUAAAAGUGUGUGUGUGUGUAAGGGGGUUGGGGGUUGUGAAUUCUAAUCGUCCUUCCUGAUAAUUCCCUUUUUUUCUCCACCUAGCUGGUUGUGCAUUUUUCAUCCUUUUUUUGUUACGGUCAUAUUUUUUAGUGUAAUUGGUCAUGGUAUUUACAGGUUUUAUUGUAUGGUUAUUAAACUGGCAGUUUAUUUUCACCAA
Messenger RNA from Alosa sapidissima (American shad), 1545 nucleotides. RefSeq names its product 14-3-3 protein beta/alpha-1-like. NCBI's taxonomy places the organism in Eukaryota, Metazoa, Chordata, Actinopteri, Clupeiformes, Clupeidae. The transcript is spliced from 6 exons. The coding region runs from base 152 to 886 and encodes 244 amino acids. Gene Ontology annotation, biological process: signal transduction. Gene Ontology annotation, cellular component: cytoplasm. The record is from RefSeq and is a predicted model, not a curated record.